Molecule: messenger RNA, 2093 nt
Organism: Neurospora hispaniola
Lineage: Eukaryota; Fungi; Ascomycota; Sordariomycetes; Sordariales; Sordariaceae
Product: D-lactate dehydrogenase mitochondrial precursor
Exons: 3
Coding region: 101-1888 (595 amino acids)
Biological process (GO): lactate catabolic process
Cellular component (GO): mitochondrion
Molecular function (GO): D-lactate dehydrogenase (NAD+) activity; D-lactate dehydrogenase (cytochrome) activity; FAD binding
Source: RefSeq, a predicted model, not a curated record
ACCCCUUCGCAUCAUUCUUCAGCCUACCUUACAUAGCUUGUAAAGACCGCAGAGUUCUCCAACUCUCAACUGCAGCCAUAGUUACAACUUUUCUUCAAUAAUGUCGCAGCUCGCGAGCAGGGCUUCCACGGGCCUCGGCCGGGUCGCUGUCAGGUCCAACAAUGUCUACCUUCUUCGCGGCAGCCGGUCUGCUCGGCCAUACUCCAGCAAUGCCAAAGGCAGCUUCAAGGGGCAGUUGACCGAGAGUGUCACGCAGCGCCUGGAGCGUGAGCAGGCUGAGCGCAUUCGCAUGGCCGCCUACCGAGACUCACGUGCCGGCUGGAACAACUUUUCCCUUACUGGCCUCCUCAUCUUCACGGCCGGUCUCGGCUGGCUCGUGGGCACCCAGUAUCCCAGGGGCGAGAUCUCCCCCGAUUCCACCCUCCCCCUCGCCAAGACCACUCCCCCAAGACACGACACCGGCAAGGCCAACCUCGAGGCUGCCUGGGCCGACUUUGUCAAGAUUGUCGGCCAAGAGAACGUCAGCACUGCCGACUACGACCUUGAGGAGCACUCUAACUCGGACUGGUCUUCCCACCAGUCUGAUGCCUCCACUAGGCCCUUCUGCAUCGUCUACCCCUCCUCCACCGAGGAGGUGUCCGAGAUCAUGAAGGUGUGCCAUUCCCGCACCAUCCCUGUCGUUGGCUACAGCGGCGGCACUUCACUCGAGGGCCACUUCACCCCGACCCGCGGCGGUAUCUGCGUCGACUUCCGCCGCAUGAACAAGGUUCUGGCUCUGCACAAGGAGGACCUCGACGUGGUUGUCCAGCCCGCCGUCGGCUGGCAGGAUCUAAACGAGGACCUGGCCAAGGAUAACCUCUUCUUCCCUCCCGACCCGGGCCCGGGCGCCCAGAUUGGCGGCAUGAUCGGCACCGGCUGCAGCGGCACCAACGCCUACCGCUACGGCACCAUGCGCGAGUGGGUCUUGUCCCUGACCGUUGUCCUUGCCGACGGCACCGUCAUCAAGACCCGCCAGCGCCCCCGCAAGUCGUCCGCCGGCUACGACUUGACCAAGCUCUUCAUCGGGUCCGAGGGCACCCUCGGUCUCGUCACCGAAGCCACCCUUAAGCUCACCGUCAAGCCCGCCUCCGAGUCCGUCGCCGUUGCCAGCUUCAAAUCCAUCCGCGAGGCCGCCUCUUGCGUCGCCUCCGUCGUCGCCAAUGGUGUUCCCGUCGCCGCUGUCGAGAUCCUGGACGAUGACCAGAUGCGCAUCAUCAACCAGGCCGGCGUCACCACCCGCCGUUGGAAGGAGGCCCCCACCAUCUUCUUCAAGUUCAGCGGGACCCCCAGCGGCGUCAAGGAGCAGGUCGCCAUCGUGCAGGGUCUCUCCAAGCAGACGGGCGGCCAGUCGUUCGAGUUUGCCAGGAAUAACGACGAGCAGGCCGAGCUCUGGAGCGCGCGCAAGGAGGCUCUGUGGAGCACCUUCAGCAUCAAGAAGCCCGGUGACCACCUUUGGACUGGCGAUGUCGCCGUUCCCAUGAGCAGGCUCCCUGACAUUAUCGAUCUGACCAAAGACGACCUCAAGAAGAGUGGACUUAAGAGCUCCAUUGUCGGCCACGUCGGCGAUGGCAACUUCCACAUCCUUCUCCUUUACAGCGACGCCGAGAGAAAGCUGGCAGAGGACUGCGUCCACCGCAUGGUGAAGCGUGCUGUGGAAAUGGAGGGUACUGUUACUGGUGAGCACGGUGUCGGUCUUGUCAAGCGUGAUUAUCUCCCCCACGAGUUGGGUGAGAGCACCGUUGACACUAUGAGAAAGAUUAAGCAGGCACUGGACCCCAAGUGCAUUCUCAACUGCGACAAGGUCGUUCGCAUGCAGAAACCUGCGCCUGGCGAGAUUCAGGAGUGGUAAGACUUUAGGAUACAUUGGCUUGACUGUGGCAAGUGUAAAAAAGUGUGAUAUUGACGAAAAGGUGGCUUGUGAGUUGAACGUCCUCACCUGUAUGGUUUAAACCAGUUUCCUGUUUAUACCCUGAUUUUCGUAUUCCUCCCUUCUCCUAGAACUUUGUAUUGUUCAUUUAGUACCUACUCCUAAAUGAAUACUACACUUCACGUAC